Messenger RNA from Suillus subalutaceus, 1809 nucleotides. RefSeq names its product fungal-specific transcription factor domain-containing protein. Bases 1 to 1809 code for a protein of 602 amino acids. Gene Ontology annotation, biological process: positive regulation of transcription by RNA polymerase II. Lineage: Eukaryota; Fungi; Basidiomycota; Agaricomycetes; Boletales; Suillaceae. The transcript has 6 exons. The record is from RefSeq and is a predicted model, not a curated record. Gene Ontology annotation, molecular function: transcription cis-regulatory region binding; DNA-binding transcription factor activity, RNA polymerase II-specific; zinc ion binding. Gene Ontology annotation, cellular component: nucleus.
AUGCCCGCUGUACCAAAGUCUCCUACACAGUCUAGGCGUUCCGGAGCGCCCAAGGCUAAAGGCGCUGUGCGCGCCAAGUCGGGCUGUUACACGUGCAGAAUCCGCCGGAAGAAAUGCGACGAGUCGGCCAACGCAGACGGUAGCUGCCAAACAUGUGUUCGUCUUCGUCUACAAUGUCUCGGUUUUGGCGCAAAGCGUCCAGAAUGGUUGCGUGCAAACGACAAGGUCGUCGACCUACGAGAAAAAAUUAAAAACUUUCUUGCCGCACAAGGAAUGAUUAAGGGGCAUUCUGGUGCUGGGCCUCGUCCCAACGACCAGGAACCUUCUAUACUAUCACUUUCGGCGGACUAUGCUUCCCCGAGCACGAGUCCGCAGACCCCGACGUUGUCGAUCUCCAGCGACGAGCGACACCCGGGUAUAACACGUAAUGAUUAUCUUCGGGGGGACACUGAUGCUCGACUUCCCGUGAUGCAGGACAUUGAUUCACCAUUGGACGCUCGGGAAAAUUAUCCUGGGGUUAUGCUGCCUGCGUAUCCUUCCACUACUUAUACGACUAGCUUAGAACCAUCAUGGACGCAAUCAAACCUGCCUCGACCUCACACCAGCGACUUCUCUGCAACGUACCAUGCAUCCUUCUCGGUCGAAGACGAGUAUAACGUCAUACCCUCUGGAUAUCUCUUGCCCCAAUCCGUUAACUACAACAACACCAUGCAUCACAACUGGGUUAACCUGAACAUGCAACAAAACGCCUCAUUGCAACACUAUAUGCAACAUGUUCUCCGUAUCCAGUACUUGCAUGCCGACGGGUCCAUUGGUGAACUCGUAUGGAAACUCAUACAUUCCAGUGAUUCAGCCCGAGAGGCUGCAUGUUUACUUGCGGAUUUGCACCGAAAGAGCACCCAAGGUGCAAUUGGUUACGCUGCACCAUCAGAUCAUGAUGUGUACACACGCAUCCAAAGGGCACCGGUGACGGAAGGAGAUGCUCUUGCAAGCCUUUGCAUGGUCUCCUAUUUCCUCUUCUCUGGAGGACAAGGGCAGUGGCAAGCGUUCCUCGACAGCGCUUGCGAAUUUUCAAUUAAAGUUCUCCAGCGGAAACAUGCUGCGCCAGACUGGGCCCUGCGUUCAUGCAGUGACAGUAUGCAGUUUAUUAUCAAGACGUCCAUGUGGUUCGAUGUACUCGCCUCGGCGACACUAAUCCGUCGUCCCAAGUUCCUUGAAGUGCUCCGUUCGCUCUAUGGUUCCACCGGUACCGUUAAUGAUGGCAGACCGGAGCUUUCUAUGAUGGGCGUCAUGGGAUGCGAAAACCGCAUCGUUCUCGCCCUCGCUGAAAUUGCUGAUCUCGCAUGCUGGAAGGACGAGUGUAGGCGUGCUGGUAGACUCAGCGUUCCUGAACUCCUCUACGGCUUUGACACAGAACAGUCGCGCCGACGGCGCCUCACGUCUGACGUAUUCCGCGCGUCUGCCCUUGUCUAUCUCCAUUCCGUCAUCUCUGGGGAUCACCCUCAAUGUCCAGAGAUCAUGACCCACAUCACAGAAACAGUCGAAUGUCUCAGGCGUGCUGAAGACAUCAGCACAGCACGCCAUGUUGUGCGCAGCGUCGUGUUCAGCAUAUGCAUAUGUGGCUGCCUGACGGAUGUCCUUGCUUAUCGCAAUUACUUCCUGCGGCGCCUGCAGGAGCAGCAGACGGAGACGGUGGGGAACUGUACCCGGGUCGCUCAACUUAUGAGAGAAGUGUGGAGCAGCCGAGAACGAGGGGAGCCCGUGGACUGGCGUGUCGUCAUGCAGCAGUCGCAGAUGCUUCUUGUCUAA